UUUUAUUCAGCAUGGACAAUGCUAACCUUAUUCAUUCCGUAAUAUUAGAUUCUGCUAUAACUGUUACAACUCAGACGUCUAGAUCCUCAAGAUCUUCAAGAUCUAAAAGACCCUCUAAAUCAACUAUUUUACGGAACAAACAAAAAGAAAAGGAAGAACUAGAUAAUCAAUUAAAAGUUAUUACCAUAUAG
Molecule: messenger RNA, 191 nt
Organism: Funneliformis caledonium
Lineage: Eukaryota; Fungi; Glomeromycota; Glomeromycetes; Glomerales; Glomeraceae
Source: the annotation of a GenBank genome assembly